Molecule: messenger RNA, 2850 nt
Organism: Pogonomyrmex barbatus (red harvester ant)
Lineage: Eukaryota; Metazoa; Arthropoda; Insecta; Hymenoptera; Formicidae
Product: spliceosome associated factor 3, U4/U6 recycling protein
Biological process (GO): RNA processing
Cellular component (GO): nucleus
Molecular function (GO): protein binding; RNA binding
Source: RefSeq, a predicted model, not a curated record
GAGAGAGAAACGGACAUGAAAAUAUAACCUUUACGUUGCGUUUGGAUUUGUGGCCGCGAAUCGGUGAGAUUUAAAUCGAAACGAUUUGUCGCAAAAGCGUCGGUGUGCUAGAAUCGUAAGGAGAAUGGACGAGGAGAUGGAUUUUAAGAAUGAAGAAGUUCCUCCGGUAGGAGGACCAUCAAAUGAAGAAGAAAUGGUGACAAGCGACACGGAUGGAAAUGCCGUUGAGGAAGCGGCAAAAGAUGAAUCCGAGAGCGACGAUGAUGACAGCGAUGACGACGACGAGAACGCCGAGGCGGAAGUAAAGUCUCUGGAAGCAUCCUUGUCAACGAAUCCGUAUGAGUAUUCCAACCAUGUGGCUUUGAUCAAGAAACUACGCGCGAUGGGCGAGCUGGACCGCCUGCGAACCGCCCAGAACAAUAUGAGUAAGAUAUAUCCGCUGAGCCCUGAGCUCUGGUACGGAUGGAUAUCCGAGGAGAUCAAAUUGGCGACCACCGAGGAGCAGAAGGCCGAUGUAGUCAAACUGUGCGAACGAGCCAUCAAAGAUUACAUGUCUGUGGAGGUGUGGAUACUGUACCUGCGUUUCAACAUUGAGUGUAUGGACACAGAUGAGAAGGGGAUCGAGAAUGUUCGUCGACUCUUUGAACGUGCAUUGGAUGCUGUUGGAUUGCAUAUUACAAAGGGAGCAAUAAUAUGGGAGGCAUAUCAGGAAUAUGAGAGUAUGUUACUUGCUUCCUUGAUGCCAUUGGUUGAUAGUAACAAUAAAAAGAAAGCUCAAUUGGAACGUAUUGGUAAUUUAUACAAACGUGAAUUAAAUAUUCCUCUUUUUGACAUAACAAAUAUAUAUGAAAACUAUUGUUCGUGGCGCGAAAAAUAUGGUACAGAAAUCGACGAUAAGCUCAUCUCAGAAUGUUAUAAACGUAAUUUGGAAAAAAUGAAGAUAUAUCUUUCUUAUGAAGAAAAGCUUGUUUCUGCACAAGGACCAGAUGAACUGCUUGAUGCUUAUAAAAAAUAUAUAUUAUACAUGAAACAUGAGAACCCAGAUAUUGUUACAGUUUUAUAUGAAAGAGCAAUAACCGAUUUAAGUUUGGAGACCUCAAUUUGGUUAGAUUAUAUCACUUAUUUAGAAAAUAAAUCAAGGAUUGAGUGUAUAUUGGAUCCAAUUUAUCAAAGAGCGACGAGGAAUAUUCCAUGGUGCUCAACAAUUUGGCAGAAAUGGAUGAGAUCGUACGAGGAAUGGAAAAAACAUAUUUCGGAAAUACAAACGUUAUUAGAAAAUGCCUUAUCCGCCGGUUUUUCAACGGCGGAAGAUUAUCGAAACUUAUGGCUUACGUAUCUCGAAUGCCUGCGACGUAGACUUGAGCAGCAUUCUGACGAAGAGAGGGAGAAACAUAUAGAUGUUAUUCGUAAAACUUUCAACAAAGCAUGCGAACAACUGGCAAAAUAUUUUGGCCUAGAUGGCGAUCCCAAUUGUGUUAUCCUGCAAUAUUGGGCAAGAUUUGAAGCGAUACAUGCAGAUAACAUGGAAGAGACGAGAAACUUGUGGAAUGAUAUUCUUUCGCAGGGGCAUUCCGUGACAGCUUCUUAUUGGUUGGAAUAUAUAGUUCUAGAAAAAUGUUACGGAGAUACGAAGCAUCUAAGGAAAUUAUAUCAAAAAGCUUUGAAUUCCACACAAGAUUGGCCAGAAAGUAUAGCGAAUUCAUGGAUAGAUUUUGAGCGUGAUAAAGGAACUUUAGAGCAAAUGGAGUUUUGUGAAACGAAAACAAAAGAGAAACUUGAUAAAGUUAUGGAGGAAAGGCAAAAAGCGCAACAAGCGGAACAAGGUCCUUCUCAGAGUGAAUUAUCUACACAAAAUAAGAAAACGAAUAAAAGAAAAAUAGAUGAUGGCAAGUGGAAAAAUUUAGGAAAUUCCCCGUCAAAAAUCAUGAAAACUAAUGUAAAAAAUGAAUCGAUAUUACGAAAAAAUAUCUUGAAUAUUGACGAUAAAACAAUAAGUAGUCAAGAAAGCUCGAAAUCAAAAAUCGUACCACCGCCUGGUUAUAAAACGACCGAAGAUAAAGACACAGAUGAUAAAGAUAGUCAACACGAAAUAGAUGAUAAUAUCACAAUUUUUGUCAGUAAUUUAGAUUAUACAGCUACCGAAGAUGAAGUAAGAGAUGUUCUAAAACCCGUUGGACCGAUAACAUUAUUCAAAAUGAUCAAAGAUUACAAAGGACGUAGUAAAGGCUACUGCUAUGUACAAUUAAGCAAUGUGGAAGCCGUGGAAGAAGCAUUGAAAUUAGAUAGGACGCCUAUAAAAGGACGUCCUAUGUUCAUUUCAAGAUGUGAUCCCAACAAGAGUACUAGAGAUUCUGCAUUCAAAUACAGCUGUACACUUGAAAAGAACAAACUUUUUGUUAAAGGACUUCCGCUUACAACGACAAAAGAGGAAUUGGAGGAGAUAUUUAAAGUUCACGGAGAUCUGAAGGAAGUUCGCCUAGUUACUUACCGUAAUGGGCACUCAAAAGGCUUAGCUUAUGUUGAAUAUCAUGACGAAGCAACCGCUACAAAAGCCCUUUUGAGUACGGACGGUCUGAAGAUUCAGGACAAAGUGAUCAGCGUUGCGAUAAGUCAACCACCCGAUCGUAAAACAAUUCAAACAGAAGAAAACGCGGGACAAAUAAAAUCACUCGGCGGAACAUCAAUAAGCCGUACAGCAUUCGGCGUACCCAAGACUUUACUGUCUAUGGUUCCCCGUAACGUUAAAAAAAUAAACAGUAAUGGUAAUGUAACUCCGGAUAGCAACGCGCAGUCGAUGAGUAAUCAGGAUUUUAGAAAUAUGUUUCUCAAUAAAAAGUAACUUGUAUUAUA